Messenger RNA from Synchiropus splendidus (mandarinfish), 3235 nucleotides. It is a transcript of the gene prss56, whose product is annotated as serine protease 56. The coding region runs from base 207 to 2798 and encodes 863 amino acids. The transcript has 14 exons. The record is from RefSeq and is a predicted model, not a curated record. Gene Ontology annotation, biological process: proteolysis. Lineage: Eukaryota; Metazoa; Chordata; Actinopteri; Syngnathiformes; Callionymidae. Gene Ontology annotation, molecular function: serine-type endopeptidase activity.
CCUAUUGUUCCCCUACGUAAAUUUAUAGACAGAUGCCCUGCACCACAGCGAGGGAGAGAGCUCACGCCAGGGGUAGGGAGACCACCACAGAGCUGGAUACAGACCAGAACCUUCUGGUCAGCCUCAUCUUUAGCACCUCAACAUCCCUGUCAGUCAUUCAGCGAGUCUCGGGCCGAUCUGUCACAGGGCUCUGAUGUUCUGACGCCAUGCUGGAGCUGAUACUACUGCUGUUUACCGGGCUGGACUGCUUGCUGGGAGCCCCAACAGGUCGAGAAGUCUACCGGAUGCCUCAGAGUGCCCUUAAAGCCUUAUCCGAUCGCGGUACCGUCGUCUUGGAGGCUGCCAUGAGCAGCGCCCUGUCCGCAGUUGACCGUGCAUCCUCCGAGAGAAGUCGGGCUGAGGCUGGCUGCAGAGGUUGCGCUCCUUGCCUUUUCCAGGACUGUGGGCAGCCCUCUGGAGCUUGCUCGUCUCCUUCCAGUGCGCUAUCUGAGCCCACCUGCGAUGUGAUCAGCAAGGCACAGAAGCUUCAGAACGAAGCCGAACGGAGCUGGGCGCUGAGUCAGGCCUGUGCUUUCUACCAGCACCGCUGUUCAUCCGCAGACUUGGACGGAGAGAGCUGCAUCAGGAUCAUGGGAGAGAGCUGUAGCGCCCGUGUCCUCCAGUGCAGCCUGCUGAACACCAUGCAGAACCUGGAGCCUGCAACACAGACACGCAUCGAAGCUGUGUGCGGCCAGAGGUCGUCCCCUGUGCUAAACACAACGCAGCCUCGCUCCCGGAUCGUGGGGGGCUCUCCGGCCACACCGGGAAGUUGGCCCUGGCUGGUCAAUCUGCAGCUGGACGGCGCCCUGAUGUGUGGCGGGGUUCUGGUUGACAGCUCAUGGGUGGUCACAGCAGCUCACUGCUUUCAUGGGAGCCGCAGUGAGAGCUACUGGUCUGCCGUAGUUGGCGACUUCGAUAUCACCAAGACAGACCCAGAUGAGCAAGUUCUCAAGAUAAAUCGCAUCAUCCCUCAUCCUAAGUUUAAUCCAAAGACGUACAACAACGAUAUUGCCCUCGUGGAGCUGACAUCACCUGUCGUCCUGUCUGACCGUGUCACCCCUGUGUGCCUCCCUGCGGGCGUGGAGCCCCCUACUGGCAGCCCGUGCCUAGUGGCGGGCUGGGGUACCCUCUAUGAGAAUGGCCCGAUGGCUGACGUUGUGAUGGAGGCUAAAGUGCCCCUGCUCCCGCAAAGUACAUGUAAAAGUGCCCUCAGCAAAGAAGAGAUCACCAACACCAUGCUCUGCGCUGGAUAUCUCUCUGGAGGAAUAGACUCCUGUCAGGGAGACUCUGGCGGCCCUCUGAUCUACCAGGACAGAAUUUCUGGUCGCUUCCAGCUUUAUGGAAUAACCUCCUGGGGAGAUGGAUGUGGGGAGAAAGGCAAGCCAGGAGUCUACACACGAGUGGCUGCAUUUUCAGACUGGAUUCAAUCUGAAAUACAGAAGUCAUUUGGCAGCCGUGAGCCCACAUGUCCCGAGCUUUUAAAGACAAAUGAGAUGUCGGAAGAUGAGCAGAGGUCAGAAUUCAGCUCCCUGUGCCGCUUCUACACCCUGACUUGUCCUCCUGGUCACACAGAAAGCGCAUGCAGUCGAAUGGCGGAGGACAAAUGCCUCACUCGAUUCAAGAAAUGUCAGCUGCGCUCCUUCCUGCAAACCUUGCUGGAUUUGCUCCAGAGGGCCGAGGACUAUAUCAGGGACAAAGUGGACUUGACCUUCUUCACCCAGACUUUGCCGCAGCUCGUGGAGCACAUCUACAGCACUGCCUUCCAGCACACACGGGAAAAGAGAGAUGUGGGUUUGACCCAAGGAAUUACAGAGACAAAAGGAGAUAACACAAUACAGUCAAAGGAGCAAGACCCUGCCAUAGUGCCACCAUCCUUCUUCAGAGAGUUAGGACCUUCAGUGGAUGACUGGGAAAGGUAUCUGAACAAACUCUCUGAAGACAUGGAAAACCAGUCAGGCGAGAGCACAAGACAGGAGGGAAAGCUUUUUAUCCAAGGAGCAGAUGGGUCGGUCCACGAGCUGGAGGAGCGAUAUCACUCGGUUAUCUCCGCCCUGCGCUCGAAACUGGAUUCUAAAGAGCCGCCUCCCAACCUCCACUUGGACACUUCAUACCUGCAGGAAACCUCACCGUCCUCACCUGCUGCUUCCACAGAAGCUAUUGCCCCUGUUUCCGCCAAACCUUGGUCCCUUCUAUCAGCUCUGAUGGUGGAGAUAAAGAACCUGAAUCAAAACGGAAAGUUGACCACAGAUACACCACAAAGUGAAACUAGAGAUGCUUCUACUGUCUCAUGGGACACCACAGAGAACUUCCAUAGUUUGGGGGACAAAGGAUCGUCGCCUCAAACCGAGUCCACACACUUGGUAGAGUCCGGUACAACUGUAUUCUAUAAAGAGACAACAGCCCCAACAAAAAAGGUUGUGCAAAGGAAAUAUCGUAGCCUUCUCCGCAAGAGACAAACAUCAGUGGCCAGUGGAAAAGUUUGUCCAGCGGUGAGAGAGAGUUCUCAUCAGGUCAGCCAAGUUAGAGACUCAUACCACUGGGUAUUGAGCAUCCCUAACAAGAACCUGCGCAUGAACUUUCAAGAGGUUUUAGUGGAUUUAAGUUCCAAAAAUGACAGAGGACUAUACCAGGCUCGAGUCAGAGCUUUGGUCGGAGGAAAACCCUUAACCUUCUACUGUCUGGUUGGACUGGAAAAUGAGGCAUUCUACCGAAGCGUGCCCAGAAUCAUCGCGGUGGCACUGGACGCAUUCAAGACCUGAUUAACUGGAACUGAAAUAUAAGAAUGUCAUGAGUCAUUUUGAAGACUGCCUGCCUUCCUUCACAUGUGACAGACACUCGACACACAGCUGGUUCUUCCACUCUCAUCAUGGCGUGAUCUCCUCCACUGUAUCCAUUACCUCAAUUCCCAUUACACACAUAACAAAGUUAUUUGAAAUAACUUCAAUUUCUUACACACCGGACCUUUUUUUUUUUUGAAGCAGUCGAUCCAUCUACGAGCGGUUUUCAAAACAAAAACAUGAAUGUAUCUGUGAAACCCCCAAACGACUCUAACUUAUGAAUCUGUACAAAUGCUAAGUUAUUAUUUUACAAAGGUUGAGCCUCUUGUGAAGAACACUGACUGUACAUAUGUUUCAGGUUAUCUUGAUUCACAUUUUUAUUUAUUUGUAUAGUACAAAUCAUUUGUAUUUUUGUAAAA